Molecule: messenger RNA, 207 nt
Organism: Funneliformis geosporum
Lineage: Eukaryota; Fungi; Glomeromycota; Glomeromycetes; Glomerales; Glomeraceae
Source: the annotation of a GenBank genome assembly
AUGAAUAGCUUUUUUAUUAGAAAUCAAUCAGUAUUAAUAGGUGCUAUACUUGGAAUCGGAAUAGGCCUUUACACCUUUGUUCCUGCACUCGAGGAAUUGAAACGAGAGACAAAUCGAGCCCAUAACCUUUCUAAAGUUCAAUCUGAGAAUAACUCAAAUAUCGUUUCAAAUAAAGAAGCAGUUGUAGAAAACAAAGCAAAGACGUAA